AUGACACUUUCAGUGGAAUGCAAAGUUAUCAGAAAGAAAAGAAGCAUGAGGAGAAGGAAGCCCAAGUCCUCUUUCAAAAAACUUCCCAUUGAGCUUCAAUCAAUAAUCUUUGAGAGGUUGUGUCUCAAAGAUCAGUCCAGAGCUAUGGGCGUCUCACACUCAUGGCGUGAGCGAAUCCUAACAUUACCAAAAGAAAAGUCACACCAAUCAUUGGUAAGAUUGCAUAACCCAUUUCUAGAUUUAAAUUUGCAAAACCUAUUCCAAUGGUGUUCCCAAGUAAUGUGUUGCAUGAUCGGUCCUAAAGAACUGAUCGAUACUUGCAACGGGUUACUUUUGUUUUGUCACAACAAAGGUCGGGCUCAAAAUCUCACACAUGGUAUUUACCACUACUAUGUUAUGAAUCAUGCCACAAAACAAUGUGUGGCUGUUCCAAAGCCUGUAGGUCAAAACUCAGGAGGGUAUUCCUAUGCAACUCUAGUAUAUGAUCCGGCUGAGUCUUGGUUUUUCAAAAUCCUACGUUUUCAGGGUCAUCGACAUGUUAACAUUUUCUCCUCGGAGAAUGGUGUUUGGACUACCCUGAGUCUCUGUUUACCUGAAUAUAUCAUUAAGUCUUGUUGGAUUAAAAAAUCCAUUUACUUGAAUGGAUCUGUUUACCGACUCUCCCGCUCAGGGCAUUUGAUUAAAAUAAGAGUCGAUCCACAAGAAAAUGUUUCGGAACAAACUGAGAUAAUAUCACUCACUCCCGACUGUCUCUUAGAUAAUUGCCAUUGGGAAUUAUGUGUCCGAGGUGGAAAGCUAUUUUUUGUCAUGUCUAGAGGUGUGAACUUUAUGAUUUAUGAACUUGUUGAGUGCAUUACAAGGAAUGUUACCUCCUACUCAUGGUGCAAUGUUCGUAGAAUUGAAGCUGCAAGUUUGUUGGACCAUAAUACCCAUGGCAAUCUCUUGUCAUUUCACCCUUACUAUGAAGUAGCAUUUUUCAAACGCCACAAGAAUGAACUUUAUUACUUCCAUAUAUGUAAUGAUAACAACAUCACAAAUAUUAAGUUGGUUCCAUACAGUGACAUUCUUUAUGACUAUUUAAGAUGUUGCCAUCCUCCUUUGCUUCAAUGUUUCAAGCCUUUCAUUUGCUGCUUAAACAAAGAGAACUCAGGAGUUUUUCGGCGGUUACCCGGUUUGCCGUGA
Trifolium pratense (red clover) is the source of this 1182-nucleotide messenger RNA. RefSeq lists its product as uncharacterized. Lineage: Eukaryota; Viridiplantae; Streptophyta; Magnoliopsida; Fabales; Fabaceae. The transcript is spliced from 2 exons. Gene Ontology annotation, molecular function: protein binding. The record is from RefSeq and is a predicted model, not a curated record. Bases 1 to 1182 code for a protein of 393 amino acids.